GUGUAAAACAAAAAUAGACCGAAGAGGGUGUGUGUUGAGCUGGUGGUGUUUGAGCAGAGCGAACAUGGCUUCGCAAGCUCCUCAACCUCAGCCUCAGCCUCAGGCUCAGGCUCAGGCUCAGGCUCAGGGAUAUCAUCAACAUCAUCAUCACCAACCUUCCUCCAUCGAAGAAGUUCGAACCCUCUGGAUAGGCGAUUUGCAGUACUGGGUCGACGAAAACUACCUCACUCACUGCUUCGCUCACACCGGCGAGGUAGUUUCGAUCAAAAUCAUUCGCAACAAGUUAACAGGGCAACCAGAGGGUUAUGGUUUCAUCGAGUUCGUUUCUCACGCUGCAGCUGAAAGGGUUCUUCAGAGCUUCAACGGGACUCAGAUGCCCGGAACGGAGCAAACUUUCCGGCUGAAUUGGGCUUCAUUCGGAAUCGGAGAGCGUCGUCCUGAUUUGGGUCCUGAGCAUUCCAUUUUUGUGGGUGAUCUUGCUCCUGAUGUUACUGAUUAUCUGCUUCAGGAGACUUUUCGGGUGAAUUACGCUUCGGUUCGGGGUGCUAAGGUUGUGAAUGACGCUAACACUGGCCGCUCUAAAGGCUAUGGGUUUGUCAAGUUUUCUGAUGAGAAUGAGAGGAACCGUGCUAUGGCAGAGAUGAAUGGUGUUUAUUGCUCUACUAGGCCUAUGCGGAUUAGUGCUGCCACUCCUAAGAAGACUGCUGCUACUCAACAACACCCUUAUGCUGCUGCUGCACCUGCUCCGAAAACAAUAUAUCCAAUCCCUGCGUACACUGCCCCUGUGAACACAGUUCCACCAGAUUAUGAUAUAAAUAAUACUACUAUUUUUGUUGGUAAUUUGGAUCUUAAUAUCUCAGAGGAGGAGCUGAAGCAAAACUUUCUGCAAUUCGGAGAGAUAGUCUCUGUCAAAAUUCAAGCUGGAAAAGGAUAUGGUUUUGUUCAAUUUGGGGCUAGAGCAUCUGCUGAAGAAGCCAUUCAGAAGAUGCAGGGAAGGAUAAUAGGACAACAAGUGAUCCGAAUUUCAUGGGGCAGGACCCCAACAGCUAGACAGGACAUGCCUGGUAGCUGGGCACCACAGAUGGAUCCAAGUCAAUGGAAUGCCUACUAUGGUUAUGGACAGGGUUAUGAAGCUUCCUAUGCUUAUGGGGCUACUCAUGAUCCUUCAUUGUAUGCAUAUGCUGGCUAUGCACAAUACCCCCAACAAGUUGAAGGUGCUCAAGACGUAUCGGCUACCAUGGAACAAAGGGACAAGUUGUAUGAUCCCCUGGCAAUGCCUGAUGUUGACAAGUUAAAUGCUGCAUAUCUUUCAGUACACGGAAGUGCCAUUUUAGGGAAGUCCCUCUGGCACAGUACCUAUUCCUCAUCCUUACAGCAGCAAGCUUAGGAUCUUUUUGUACUGCCUGACCAUUACAUUUCAAAAUUUUCUGCAAUUGCAACCAUAAGUUGAGUAGGGGAAGGCUUAAGUUCCUGUUAAUACGUAUGUGAGUCGAUCCCAACGUUUUUUUAACCUUGGACAUGGUUGGCUGGUGUAAAGAUAUGGAAACUAGCAUAUAGUGGACAAUAGUCUUCCAUCUAAUCGAUCUUAUUGAUUAUCUUUUGAUUUUCUCCA
Messenger RNA from Lotus japonicus, 1612 nucleotides. RefSeq names its product polyadenylate-binding protein RBP47B'-like. The record is from RefSeq and is a predicted model, not a curated record. Gene Ontology annotation, cellular component: cytosol. The transcript has 8 exons. NCBI's taxonomy places the organism in Eukaryota, Viridiplantae, Streptophyta, Magnoliopsida, Fabales, Fabaceae. The coding region runs from base 65 to 1387 and encodes 440 amino acids. Gene Ontology annotation, molecular function: mRNA binding.